CGUUUGUUUCCUUGGCUUCGGUGAGCCAAGAUGGCGGCAGCAGGUCUGGAGCGGGUCCGCGUUUCGGCGGCGGAGCUCCGGCGGGGAAUCCUGGCCACGGCGGAGGCGGAGGCGGAGGCGACGCACGGGAGGGGCGGCCCAGAGACCAUGAAGGAACCCCGGCAUCGUAAGGACAACCGGCGUCCGGAUCUUGAGAUCUACAAGCCGGGCCUCUCCCGCCUGAGGAACAAGCCGGGCCCGGCGAAGCAGGAGCUUCCACGGAAGGAGGACGCCAAGGAGGAGAACCCUGGCCCCAGGGAGCCCCCGGCAGCUGCCUGCAAGGAGGGCACCCCGCCCUCCCAGCCACCUCCCGAAGACAGGGGCCAGCCGCCCAACGGCUUCCUGGAAGGCUCCCCCCAGGGCCGCGGGGGCACCCCCGAGGACUGGUGCCCUCGCAUCAUCAGGCGAGCCAAGAAGCCCGACCAGCAGAUCUACCAGCCUGGCAAACGCUUGCAGGCCUCACCCCGAGAAGCGGGGGCUGCCUCCCUGGUAGACGAGGAGCUCCCCCUGAAGGAGGAGAGGGGAGCAGACUCCGAGAAGGACUCUGGGAGGGCUGGGAACGGCCCCCGGAAGCCAGGGGACCAGGAAGGAGAGCCGAGCCAGGAAGGGGCCAAGCCGCUCCGGGGGGAGAAGGGCAGGCGGUCCGAGCGGCCCCGGAAGGCCCGAGACGAGCCGGGCCAUGGCAAGGGCAGCCCCCCCAAGCGCUACUCACGCUCGGACAAGCGUCGUAGUCGCUACCGCACCUGCAGCACCAGCUCGGCGGGUAGCAACAACAGCACCGAGGGGGCCCGUGGGGAGGUGGAGCUGGGGAGGAAGCCUCCGGAAAGGCCCCGCCCACAGAAGCAGCUCUCUGCCUCCUCCACCGACUCCCUGGAAGAGGACAGGGCUGAGGAAGCCCCGGAGGCCAGGAGGGGCUCCGAGCACAGCAGGCUCGGUCGGGGCCAGGACCCCAGAGCAGCCCAGGGGGGCGGCAGGGGCUCCGCAGAGAGAGGAUCCACGGCCUCCCAGCCCGAAUGGCGAAAGGGCGGCAGGCCCUCCGGGGCCACCCCCAGGGACCCCGCAGAAGCCGGGGAGGGGAAGUCCCAGAACCGGGGCCGAGGCAUCCUGGUGCUGCCGGCCAACACGGACCUGACCCCCAGCGGCACAGGGUCCCCCGAAGCUCCGCACGGAGGGGGCGCCCGGCUCCUUUUUGGCAGCAGCAAAGGCCCUCGUGGCUGGAGCCGGGGGGGCACAUCCCGUCGGCUCUGGGACCCCAACAACCCAGACCAGAAGCCGGCGCUGAAGAACCCGGGGACCCAGCUGCACUUCCUGGACACGGACGACGAGGGGCCCCCCGUGCCUCGAGGGGAGCCUCGCCAGGCCCAGGCCCCCUACUAUCGGUUCCAGAACUCGGACAACCCCUAUUACUACGGAGGGGCCCCCUACCCUUACACUGGGUACCCUCUGCCCUACCCAGUGGGCACCGGCAACGAGGUCUACCCUGCAGCCUAUUACCCCGCCGGCUACCCCAAGCAGGCCGAGCCUUGUGGGGGUGGGGGGGCUGGCAGCGCCCUCCCGGCCGACCCCCUGAGUGGCGAGACGGAGCAGCAGAAGGGCCACCUGCAGGGGCAGCAGCAGCAGCAGCAGCAAGAGCUGGGCAAGGCCCUGCGGGAGGCUGGGCACCUUGAGCAGCAGCUGAGCAACCUCCUGUCCCGGGACAGGCUCAGUCCGGAGGGCCUGGAGAAGAUGGGCAUUCUCAGGGCGGAGAUGCUGCAGCUGUACGAGCGCUGCCUGCUGAUGGACAUUGAGGCGGCCGACGCGCAGAACGUGGACCAGCUGCUCUGGAAGAACGCCUUCUACCAGGUGAUCGAGAAGUUCCGGCAGCUGCUCAAGGAGCCCGCCGUGGGGGAGAGCGGCCACGAGGUGCGCACCAGGCUGCUCCAGGUCUUGGACGAGGGCACCGUCUUCUUCGACAGCCUCCUUCAGAAGCUGCAGGUCACCUACCAGUUCAAGCUGGAGGACUACAUGGAUGGCCUGGCCGUCCGCAGCAAGCCCCUGCGGAAGAUGGUGAAAUACGCCCUCAUAAGUGCUCAGAGGGGCCUGAUUUGCCAGGGUGACAUCUGCAGGUACCGCGAACAAGGCAGCGACACGGCCAACUACGGGAAGGCCCGGAGCUGGUAUCUGAAGGCCCAGCACAUCGCCCCCAAGAACGGACGGCCCUACAACCAGCUGGCUCUCCUGGCCGUCUACACGAGGAGGAAGCUGGACGCCGUGUAUUAUUACAUGCGCAGCCUGGCUGCCAGCAACCCCAUCCUGACGGCCAAGGAGAGCCUGACCAGCCUCUUUGAGGAGACCAAGCGCAAGGCAGAGCAGCUGGAGCAGAAGAGCCCCAGUGAGCGUGGCCAGCGGAGCAAGAAGGUGGCUUUCCGGCCCUCCGGGGACGAUGCCACCCGCCUCGAGCUCUGGAUCCACCCCUCCCACCCACGCUCCGGCCAGGGCCACGAGUCCAGCCGGGACCCCGAGCAGGACGGAGGCCUGGGCAGCCUCAGCCCCAGUGAGCUGAACAAAAGGUUCGUCCUCCGUUUUCUCCAGGCUCAUGGGAAGCUGUUUACCAGGAUUGGGAUGGAGACCUUCCCGGCUGUGGCAGCAGAAGUCCUGACCGCCUUCCAGGCCCUGCUGGAGCACAGCCCGCCACCCAUUGGGAGCAGCCGCCUCUUGCAGCUCAUGGCCAUCAACAUGUUUGCCGUGCACAACUCGCAGCCCAAAGAGUGCCUGGCCGAAGACUGCCGCUCCGUGAUCCAGGAGCAGGCCUGUGCCCUGGGCCUCGCCAUGUUUGCCAUCCUGGUCAAGCGCUGCACCCGCCUGCUGCAAGACGUCUCCUUAGCGGCUCAAGCCCAGGGGGACCCCGAGGAGGAUGACAUCAAGGUCUCCGCUUUCCCGCCGGACCUGAAGGAGCUCCUUCCCAGCAUCAAGGUCUGGUCGGACUGGAUGCUCGGACACCCGGACACCUGGAACCCCCCGCCCAGCGCCCUGGAGCUGCCCCCACCGGCCUGGGUGGACGUGUGGGAGUCCCUGGCCGGCUUCUGCAACAUCCUGACCACGGUGAACCAGUCGGAGGUGCCCCUCUACAAGGACCCCGACGAGGAGGACCUGGCCCAGCUGGGCCUGGAGGAGGACCGGCUGCUCUCGGGCUUCGUCCCACUGCUGGUUGCCCCCCAAGAGCCCUGCUACGUGGAGAAGUCCUCGGACAAGGUCAUUGCGGCCGACUGCAAGCGGGUGACGGUGCUGAAGUAUUUCCUGGAAGCCCUCUGUGGCCAGGAGGAGCCCUUGCUGGCAUUCAAGGGUGGAAAAUACGUGUCCGUGGCCCCCGGCCCAGACGCCAUGGGAAAGGAAGCGGCCGCCAGCCAGCAGGGAAAACAACUGCAGGAGGAUCAGGAGGACGACAUCCAGAUGGAGGCCUUGCCGGACGACUCGGAGGAGGCCGAGGGCAGCGGUGGCGAGCUGGACAUCCGGGAGCUGCGGGCCAAGAAGCAGGCGCUGGCCAGGAAGGUGGCUGAGCAGCAGCGCCGGCAAGACAAGAUCCAGGCGGUGCUGAAGGACCAGGCCCAGGUGAGGCAGAUGGAACUGGAGAUCCGGCCUGUCUUCCUCGUCCCGGACACCAACGGCUUCAUCGACCACCUGGGCAGCCUCGCCAAGCUGCUGGAGUGCAGGCAGUUCAUCCUUGUGGUGCCCCUGAUUGUCAUCAACGAACUGGAUGGGCUGGCCAAGGGCCCCGAAUCAGAGCACCGGGUCGGGGGCUACAGUCGCCUGCUGCAAGAUCGGGCCCGCAAGGCCGUGGACUUCCUGGAGUCCUGCUUUGAGAGGCGCGACAGCUACAUCCGGGCUCUGACCAGCCGGGGCAAUGAGCUGGAGUCCAUCUCCUUCCGCAGCGAGGACAUUUCCCGCCAGCAGGGAAACAACGAUGACCUGAUUCUCUCCUGCUGCCUUCACUAUUGCAACGACAGGGCCAAGGACUUCAUGCCAGCCAAGAAAGACGACCCCAUCCGCCUGCUCCGGGAGGUGGUGCUGCUGACCGACGACCGGAACCUGCGGGUGAAGGCCUUGACCCGCAAUGUGCCCGUGCGGGACAUCCCCACUUUCCUGCGGUGGGCCCAGGAGGGCUGAGCGGACGCCUUCCCCGGGAAGCCGUGCAUCUCAUUGCCAACAUGGAGGGAGGCCUCAGGGCGUGCCCGUGCCCCUUGCCAGGGCUGUUGUGCUGCCACCACUGCCGCCACCACCAUCCUUCCAGGAGAAAACCCAGCACAAUAAACGCAGCGUCUUCAACUCCACCUGGAAUGGCCAUGCUGUGGGGGCACACACCCGCGUGGAGGAGGAGCCCCUGGGCAGGUGGCCCCUGUGGAGGGAGGCGAGAGCGAGCAGGGUUUCUGGCCUCUAGGGUGAGGCGGAGAGGCCGGCCGGAGGGGCCCCAGUGGGCCUCUAACCCCUCUGGAGAAGCCCCCGCAGCCCUAGCCAGUCUGGGUCCCUCUGGGCCAGGUGAGGAGCCCUCGGCUCAAGCUGCCACUUGGUCCCAUCAGGAGCCGGAGGGGGGGGGCACCUCCCAUUUCCAUCAGCAGCCCCCUCCCCAAGUGUCUGUCUCAGGUUUUUAGCCCCUCCCUCAUCCGUGCCGCCUUCCGGUCCUUCAUCCCUCUGUGCCAUGGACUGAAGCACCCUCCCCGUCCCUGCCCAGCACCCCUGCCCAGCCCAGCCAGCGCUUGCUCUGUGGGUAAGGCUUGGGAGAGAAGCCAAGAAUAACCCUUAAGCUUUUUGGGGGUUGGUGGGGGAGAAUGGCCAGGAAAGCCGCCCUGGAGGAGAGCAGAGGGGUCUGGGGUCCAGCUGGAGUGUUUGUGCACCUUGGGGCUCCGAAAGUGGUUGCAUGGGUCGGGAGAGCCCUUCCCCAUGGGAAGACUUUCCUGCCAUUUGGGGGGGGGAUAGAGUGCCCCCGUGGGGCCACGUGCCAGGACUGGUUUGCUGUGGGGCGGAGGAGCCCAACUGCCUUCCCUUUGGACGGGAUUUGCUCGCAGUGGGCUAGGAGUGCGUGCCCCUCCCCGGGCUUGGCAUGGCCCCUUUGCCGAGGAGAGAGAAGGGGUCUCUUCCACCCUGUGCAGCUUCUGCCUCUGCCUGACUGGCUUGGACGGAGGGCCUAUGCCCACUUUUGUUCCAUUGUUUUCUUAAUAAAGUUUUAGUAGAAAUCUUA
This is a messenger RNA of Pantherophis guttatus, 5251 nucleotides long. RefSeq names its product SMG6 nonsense mediated mRNA decay factor (gene SMG6). Gene Ontology annotation, cellular component: telomerase holoenzyme complex. Gene Ontology annotation, molecular function: telomeric repeat DNA binding; protein binding; telomerase RNA binding. Lineage: Eukaryota; Metazoa; Chordata; Lepidosauria; Squamata; Colubridae. Gene Ontology annotation, biological process: nuclear-transcribed mRNA catabolic process, nonsense-mediated decay. The record is from RefSeq and is a predicted model, not a curated record.